Molecule: messenger RNA, 2391 nt
Organism: Oldenlandia corymbosa var. corymbosa
Lineage: Eukaryota; Viridiplantae; Streptophyta; Magnoliopsida; Gentianales; Rubiaceae
Source: the annotation of a GenBank genome assembly
AAAAAGGCUGGGGACAAUUUUCAUUGAGAAGAGGGGUUUCAUAUUUUCUUUUCGAAAGGAACUUUUCGGUAACGGAUUCAUUCGCUAUCCCCGUUGCCGUUGGUCUUCCUGAAUGCCUCACCAGCGUUCAGGGUCAUAUUUUGGCGAAUUUUAAUCGUCAGAGCGAAGGACUAUAAGAUGGUGUUCGGAGAUUAGCAUCAUGGUUCCAGUUAUUUGUGUUUGCAACCAUGUGAAAGCGGAUUUCGUGUAUUUGAUAGCUAAUCUCCUAAUCUAGAAAAAAAAAUCUCUAGAGAUCCUUCAAGAAACUACCCAUAGCAUGUAUUACAGUUUAUUAGAAUUGCACAAAAUUGUUCAAUAUGGCUGUUGCCAUUGAUCAACACCAUGCAUUCAAGCCAUUUGGCCGUCCUCCAAGAUGUAAACGCCCAUCUUAUUCUCAAUUUGAUUACACAAUGUUGGAAUCCACCUAUACCACCACCAGAAAAUCCAUAAAGAAUGCAAUUGACUUUAACCCUUUUCAUAAAAGUUUUUCCACUCCAUGUCUGUCUAUUUCUACCACAUUCGAUGAGGAACUGGAGUCGAGUUCAAGGAUUGAAAUUAUAGCUGGAAAUGGAGCUCCUAAAGUGCGUGCCCUCGUUGUUGAGGUUACAAUAGCUAUGGCCUCUGGAGUCACACCCGAGCCAGUUUCAAGUGGAUUAGGCGGUGCCUAUUUCAUGCGUUGCAGAAAUGGUGAAACUAUUGCUGUUGCAAAACCCAUUGAUGAGGAACCUUUGGCUUUCAACAAUCCUAAAGGUUUUGCAGGUCGGAUGCUAGGUCAACCUGGUAUGAAGAAAUCUAUUAGAAUUGGUGAAACUGGAUUCCGUGAAUUAGCUGCUUAUCUUCUUGAUCAUGAUGGUUUCGCUGGUGUCCCUCCAACUGCACUAGUUAAGAUGUCAUAUAACAAGUUUAAUGUAAACACUUCUGACACAAUUUCACCCCCAACUUACAAAAUAGCUUCACUCCAACGAUUUGUGGAACAUCAAUCUGAUGCUGCAGAUUUGGGUCCUUCAGGCUUCUCUGUCAGUGCUAUUCAUCGGAUAGGGAUAUUGGAUUUAAGGCUGUUUAAUCUUGAUAGGCAUGCUGGAAAUAUCUUGGUGAAGAAAGGGCAGGAAGCUUACUGCAAUGGAAUAGCUGAUCUUGUACCUAUAGAUCAUGGUUUUUGUUUACCUGAGUCACUUGAGGAUCCGUAUUUUGAAUGGCUACACUGGCCUCAAGCUUUAAUACCCUUUUCAGAGUCUGAGAUUGAAUAUAUAUCCAGCCUUGAUCCAUUCAAAGAUGCAGAGUUGCUAAGAGUUGAAGUUCCUUGCAUCAGGGAGUCAUCUGUUCGGAUUCUUAUCCUUUGUACCAUAUUCUUGAAGAAUGCCACUGACUCUGGAAUGUGCUUGGCUGAUAUAGGUGAAAUGAUGACUCGUGAGUUUAAUGGAGGAGAAGAAAAUUGGAGUGCAUUCGAAAGCCUUUGUAUGAAUGCGAAGACAAAUAUAGGCAGUAUUCUAAAUAACGAUUUUACCGAUGAACAGGGUGAAGAAGAUAUAAAUGUUCUCCAAUUUGAUGAUAAUGAAGAUAGCUACACGGACACUAACAAAUCCUUCCUUGAAAGCUAUUCUAUAUCAGGUAAGGUUGCUAAAAUUCCAAGGUUUGCAUCUGAAUCAUUAUUAACUACAGUUACCGAGUCAAAGUUGUCCCCUAGAGAAGAGGGAGGCAACUAUAGAAACCGAGACGCGGAUACUAAUUCAAACACUGCGGGAGAAGAAUGCACAGGGCAAAAUGUUGUUCCAGCUAAUUCAUAUGAGAAUUGCAAGUUAGGGGGAGUGUUGUUGAGGAGCAUAAGUUUUACUGUACCAAAUCUUUGUAGCGAUCACGAAGAAAUUUGUUUUGGGGAUAUGAGUAACGAAGUUUGGGAUUUGUACUUGGAUAUUUUUCAGAAGCUUUUGCCUGAAUUCUUGGAAGAAAGGAAGUGCAUGUGCUUGUCAACGCAAAGGCUGGGAACUUCUUGUGAGUUCUGAACAGAUUACCACAAGUAUCAAACCUCCUGCGAAUUGUUGUAUAUGUAUAUAUAGAGAUGUAUAUCAGAAAUGCCAAGCACCAUCAAACCACUCAUCACAAUCUUAUGUAGAUACAGCUAGCUUUGCUAUGUUUGGAAAAGCGAUAGGCAAUUAAGGGCCAUCCUUUCCAAUUAUUUGUUCUUUAAUCUUCAUUUAUUCUCUUUUCCUUUUCUUGUUUUUGAAGACCUUUUUCCUCAAGUGUGUGCAUGCCUAGUUCUUCCAAUUCUUACAGGUUUUGAUUUUAGAGGAAGAAUUACAUUGUACUCGAUGUUGUAUUGAUAUUUAGAAAUCAUGAUCAAUUAAUGAAGCUGAC